Apus apus (common swift) is the source of this 1821-nucleotide messenger RNA. RefSeq names its product carbonyl reductase [NADPH] 1-like. Gene Ontology annotation, molecular function: carbonyl reductase (NADPH) activity. Bases 181 to 1011 code for a protein of 276 amino acids. Lineage: Eukaryota; Metazoa; Chordata; Aves; Apodiformes; Apodidae. The record is from RefSeq and is a predicted model, not a curated record. The transcript has 4 exons.
CUGCCCCGCCGCCAUCUUAGCUGCGUCGCUCCGUCUCCCCGCCCCGGUGCCUGCGCGGGUGUCGGUGCCUCCCGGCCCGCUCGUUGCGCCUUCGCCGCCGCGCAGAGCUGAGGAGCGAGGCGGGGGGAAGCGUCACGGUGCUGCAGUUACUGUCACUUUGGCACAGAUUCGGAGGGGACAAUGUCCAGUGUUCCGGUGGCUGUGGUGACUGGGUCCAACAAAGGGAUCGGAUUUGCAAUUGUGCGGGCUCUGUGCAAGCAGUUCCCGGGGGAUGUGUACCUGACAGCCCGAGACCCUGGCCGUGGGCAGGAGGCCGUGGCCAAGCUUCAGGAGGAAGGGCUGCGUGCGCUUUUCCAUCAGCUGGAUAUCGAUGAUCUGCAGAGCAUCAGAGCUCUCCGGGACUUCCUUAAGGAGAAAUAUGGAGGGGUGAAUGUGCUGGUUAACAAUGCAGGGAUUGCUUUCAAAGUUCAUGACACAACGCCAUUUGCAGUCCAAGCAGAGGUUACACUGAAGACAAACUUUUUUGGAACCAGGAAUGUUUGCACAGAAUUGUUGCCUCUUGUGAAGCCUUAUGGUAGAGUGGUGAAUGUCUCUAGUAUGGUAAGUUGCUCAGCUCUGGGAGGCUGCAGCCAAGAACUACAGCAAAAGUUUCGCAGCAACACGAUCACUGAGGAUGAAUUAGUGGAUCUCAUGACCAAAUUUGUGGAAGAUACCAAGAAAAGUGUUCAUGAGAAAGAGGGCUGGCCAAAUACUGCCUAUGGGGUAUCCAAAAUCGGUGUCACAGUCUUAUCCAGGAUUCAAGCCCGGAUGUUAAAUGAGAAAAGAAAAGGUGACCACAUCCUUCUCAAUGCCUGCUGUCCUGGGUGGGUGAGAACAGACAUGGCAGGUCCUAAAGCCACUAAAUCACCAGAUGAAGGAGCUGAGACCCCAGUUUAUUUGGCCCUUUUGCCUUCUGAUGCUGAUGGCCCUCAUGGCCAGUUCGUUAGUAACAAAACUGUUCGAACCUGGUGAGCGCGUAGGGGUGCAGACCCAUGCAAGUGCUGAUGUGACUGUGGAUCUGCCUGUGCCCUGCUAGGGGGUAUUUACCCAGAGCAGUCACAUCCUGUCCACAGCAGCAGCAGGGUCCUUUGUCAUUAGAAUGAGGGCAACAGUAAUGGUACUUUCCUGGGAUUAAGUCUGCACUUUCCCGACAGUCUCCAUUAUCCAGCUCACAGCGUUAUCUGUGCAGCUUGAAAUCUAAUUUGUUGGUGUUCCAGCCCAGAUGAUACAGGCUAAUCUGGCAUUGCCCUAAUGGAAAGGUGUGUGGUCUUGUUUACCUGAAUUUACUCUUAAUUAAAUUGUUGCCAGCUCUUCUCUCACUUGCCUGAGACAGAUUUCUGACAUGGAGUUGGGAUGAGAAAGCAGAUGCCUUACACUUUCUUAGCACAACAGAUUUCUUUUUAGGGACCAUAAUUGCUUCUUGAGGUUGUACAGUAGGGUUUCUUAAAGGAUGAGGGGGCUGUUCUGAGAUUUACAGUGUGACCAGUGUGGGGGGAGGCUAGUAAGACCAGAACAGAAUCACUGCUGUAUACAGAUUCCUUGUUAUAAGUACAAUUAAAAAUACUGAUACAGUUACCAAUACCAUUAAUAGGAAAACUUAAUCAGUUGGUUUAAUAUGUGUAUCAAUAAAUGAUUACUUGUAUUCAUCCAUCUGGCUUAUUCUGUUAUUAACAAUGUAUAGUGUUUGAAAAUACUUUCAUUUUCUGCAGCUAAAUUUAUAGCUGGAAUGUAUGGCUUUUGGACUAUAUAAAGAUAAAAUAAACUACAGAACUGAUAUAACAA